AUGGAUCGUCUGGGUAGCGUAAGGCGUAGUCAGGCAGGCCAGGGCAGCAACGUGCGGGCAGCAAGGUACCAGAGGAGCAGGCAGAGAAUGGUCAGGGUCACAAGCCGGGUUCAGUAACUCAUGGGCAGCGCGGUACAGAGGAGCAGGCAGAAGGAUGGUCAGGCAAGCCAGGGGUUAAACAGGAGACGGUUAGCAGGGUCAGGAACAAUGCAGAGGUCGGCAACAGAAGAUUCACAGGAUACCAGGUACAGGGGCUCAUGGGAAACACCAAGGCACUGACUGCAGGUCUGGCCAUUGCUUAA
Molecule: messenger RNA, 302 nt
Organism: Staurois parvus
Lineage: Eukaryota; Metazoa; Chordata; Amphibia; Anura; Ranidae
Source: the annotation of a GenBank genome assembly